Molecule: messenger RNA, 1092 nt
Organism: Schistosoma turkestanicum
Lineage: Eukaryota; Metazoa; Platyhelminthes; Trematoda; Strigeidida; Schistosomatidae
Source: the annotation of a GenBank genome assembly
AUGUUGAACAAAUUCAAUUGUGUUGUUUUAUUGAAAUGGUACAUUGUUACAAUAACAAUUGUUCAAUUGUUCAAUUUUCAAUUAACACAUCAAGCGGUUUAUCAAAAUCUAACUAGGGAAAAAGAAGAAGUAGGAAAGAGUAAUUUCCCAAUCGAAUUAUUAAAAGAUAUUUAUGUUUAUCAAUAUUCAGAAUCUAUCAAAUAUGAUGAAGUGUCUCCGGUGUCAAUGGACAAAGCGGCCACAGUGACCCUCGGUGAAUAUCAAACUUUAAUUGUGAAACCUAUUUUUAAAAUAUGGUAUGAAGGAUUAGAUAUGGAUUAUGUUGAAAUAUUUCCUAGUGGAUGUAAUAUAACAACUUUCUAUCCGGUAGAAAUAAUUAAAACUUUCAAUGAAAUGCCCACUACGAAUACCAUAAAAACAAUUCAUAAUAAAUGUAAUUUGACAAGUCCAUAUCCGAUAGAAUUAAUUAAAGUUUUCAAUGCGAUGCCAACUAUGAAUACAAUAAAAGUAAUCCAUAAUGUAAUCUAUGAUAAUUUUUAUGGAAAGCGUAAUGAACAAAACAUUCCACAAGUUGCUGUGAAAUCUGGAACAUUAGUCGAGUAUAGACCACUUCCAGUCUGCAAAGAAACAGGUUCUUAUAAUUUGUUGCAAGAUUUACAUUGUCAAGAGUAUACAACAGUGCAUAGUUCUUUUAAUUGUUGGCUUAAUAACAGUAAAUUUUGCUCAGAAAUAAAGUGUUCCGAAACGACUGAUGUGUACUCAGAGGAAUCGAACAUGAAUUCGUCGAGUAUUCCUAGCACUGAAUCAACUGCCACUACGGAGCCGACUACUUUUUCAACAACCAGCAGCACGGAAAAACAACGCACGCUAGUAAAUAGUCAAACAAUGAAUGUGAAUAUGGAGUUUCGUCGUUUCACCGUUGCAUUGUUAAUGCCAUUUUUAUUGAUCGCUGGAGUGGUGUGCAUUGCUUUCCCAGUAUUUUUACAUAAAAAACACACAUUUCUUGCAAUAAGAUGGUCCGAUCUUCGAGUUUAUAAUGAAGGUGGAAAAGAAAUGAAGGAACGUGGUAUGCAACAAUUUUCAGUUCAUUGA